Molecule: messenger RNA, 1290 nt
Organism: Aureobasidium pullulans EXF-150
Lineage: Eukaryota; Fungi; Ascomycota; Dothideomycetes; Dothideales; Saccotheciaceae
Product: MFS transporter-like protein
Exons: 1
Coding region: 1-1290 (429 amino acids)
Biological process (GO): transmembrane transport
Molecular function (GO): transmembrane transporter activity
Source: RefSeq, a predicted model, not a curated record
AUGCUGCAGGAUCGAGUCGGCCUGCCAAAGGACCAAAUCCAAUCGCACGUAGACGCAUUGCUUGCUGCCUAUGCCGGAGCGUCAGUCAUCUUCUCUCCAAUUGCAGGAGUCCUAGCAGACAAGACUUCCACUAGACAGGGCCCUUUUCUGCUUGGUCUUGUAGCUUUAUUACUUGCCACAGUACUGCUCUUCGUCGGCUCAAAUAUUCCUACGUUGGUCGUUGCCAGGAUAUUACAAGGAUGCUCCGCCGCAGUGGUAUGGACCAUCGGUCUGGCACUUUGCAUUGAAACCGUCGGCAAAGAGAAUCUCGGUAAGACCAUUGGGUCCAUCUUCAGUUUCAUCUCCGUUGGAAAUUUGUUGGCUCCCUUAUUGGGUGGUGUGCUCUACAACAAGACCGGAUACCCAGGCGUAUUCGGUAUAGGAUUCGGCAUCUUGGCCAUCGACUUUUUUAUGCGUUUACUGGUCAUUGAAAAGAAGGUAGCCCGUCGCUAUCAUCUCGUCAAUUCCGAGGGCAACGCCAAUGAUGAGACACCUGCUCCAGAAGACAACGAGGCAGCCAAUGGCGAAGAGGAGCCUUUGCUGGGCAACAAAGCAGAGAGCAACGAAUUCCAAAUAUCUGCAGACCAGCCAGCCAUCGCUCGCAAGAUCCAGAUUCUGCCAUGUCUCAAGAACCCACGUCUUGUCGCCGCUCUACUGGUAGCCUUUGUCCAAGCAGCGUUGCUCGGCUCCUUCGACGCUACUAUCCCCACUGUCGGUCAGGAGCUUUUCCACUUUGACUCUUUGAAGGCCGGCAUACUGUUCCUUCCUCUUGGCGCUUUCGACUUUGUGGCCGGCCCUCUGUUCGGGUGGGCAGUCGACAGAUAUGGUACCAAGUUGGCCGCAGUGGGUGGCUAUACAUUCUUGGUUCCCUGUCUUGUUUUACUUCGGCUACCCCAUGCUGGCGGAACACCUCAGGUUAUACUUUACGCUGCGCUUCUUGGACUGUGUGGAGUGGGGCUUGCUGCAAUUGGAGCUCCUUCGAUCGUGGAAGCAGGUGAAAUCGUAGAAAAAUACUACGAGGCUAAUCCCGAGUUCUUCGGACGCGAUGGCCCCCCUUACUCACAGCUCUACGGCAUGACUUCAAUGGUAUUUUCUUCCGGACUGGCGGUUGGACCCGAACUCGCUGGCGAGCUGAAGCAAGUCAUUGGAUACGGGAACAUGAACAUUGUUCUUGCAGUCAUUUGUGGACUUACUGCAGUCUUGUCGUUCUUUUUCAUUGGAGGAAAGCCAAAGGUGCUCCAGAAUAGAUAG